Molecule: messenger RNA, 1700 nt
Organism: Pygocentrus nattereri (red-bellied piranha)
Lineage: Eukaryota; Metazoa; Chordata; Actinopteri; Characiformes; Serrasalmidae
Product: annexin A2-like
Exons: 13
Coding region: 77-1081 (334 amino acids)
Cellular component (GO): cytoplasm
Molecular function (GO): calcium ion binding; calcium-dependent phospholipid binding
Source: RefSeq, a predicted model, not a curated record
GGAGAGCGCAGUGUCCUAAUGACACGGGCUGGACGAUCGGAAAGCUCAGGAAUCCACCCCACGGCAGUACAGAGACAUGGAGAUCGAAGUGGACAACAUAGAGUACAACCCAGGAAAAGAGACCAUGUGGUGGGGAACUCUGGGCACUGUGCGGCCAUUUCAGCCUUUUCACCCAGAUGUGGAUGCACAUCAGAUUUAUGUUGCACUGGACAACAAAACUGUUGAUGUGAUGACCUUGAUCAGGAUCCUUAUUAACAGGACUAAUGCCCAAAGACAGGACAUUGCUGUGGCUUACAAUGACUUAGCACAGAAGGAUCUGAAUGCAGCUCUGAAGAAAGGCCUGUCUGGGCCUGUGCAGGAGCUGCUGCUGGCCCUGAUGAUGACCCCAGCUCAGUUCGAUGCCCAUCGCCUUCGACACUCCAUGGAGGGUCUAGGCACUGAUGAGGAAGCUCUGCUGGAGGUGCUGUGCACCAGAUCACCUGAUCAGCUCAGAGACAUCACAGUGGCAUACAAGGAGGCGUACGGGCGUUAUCUGGAGAACGACCUGAUCAGCGAGACCAGCAAAGACUUCAGCAAGCUCGUCCUGGCUAUACUCAAGAAGGAGGAGCUGAACACACCCGGAGAGAUCGAUUACCAACUCAUUGAUCAAGAUGUCAAGAGCCUUAAAGAUGCUGUCAGUGGAAAGAAACCUGACUCCGCCCCCUGGAUCCAAGUGCUGACCUCUCGUGAUUCAGACCAUCUCAACAGAGUGAUCUCUAGGCUAGAGGAUCUGAAAGGGGAGCCGGUGGACAAAACAAUUCAAAACCACUUCUCAGGAGACUUCCGACUUGGCCUGCGCACUUUGGUUCACUCAAUCCAGAAUACGCCACUUUACUUGGCCCAGCGCUUACAGGCCUGCAUGAAGAAAAACGCAGUCGUUCGAGGCAUCAUGGUGGGACGAAGCGAAGAAGACCUCCUGUGGGUGAGGGUCCAGUUCCGCAAACUGACCAACGUCUCUCUCUACUCAACAAUACAGAAAGAAUUCAAAGGGGACCUGCAGCUGGCUCUGCUGGCUCUGUGCCGAUCGGAGGACAUAUGGUAGAGCAAAUUGAGAAACAAAGCAAGAGCGUUUCUCCUGGACUCCAAGCUGCUCGGCCACUUCUGUUUCUACUCACAAGCUGCGUAAACCAAGUUUGCUACAAGUUUCAACGUCUGCCAGGAGCUGAAGAUUACUAUCCAUAAGGUGAAUCAUAAUUUGUAUAUGGUUCAGCAUCAGUGCCCAUUUCCACUCUCAGCCUCUCAGCACAGAGCAAUAAGCAGUUAUUUUCUUUUGUGUAAUAAAAUAUGUUGUUUUUCUGCUGUAAAACACAAUUCAUACAUAACUCAAAGUAAAAUGAUGAACCUCUUUUUUUCUUUAACGUCUGAGUCUAUUUGAACAUUGUUUCUUUGCUCUGUCACCGAACUGAUGAUACAUUUAUUAUUUCUGUGCUUUACUUUGGAUAAAACCUGUUAGAGGGAAGUCCACCUAAUUUUAGAGAGUGCAGUGUACACUCAAAAAAAGCCAAAAAGGGAAAACUUAUGUAUUUUAAUCAUGUCAAAUUUCCUUUCAAUUUAAACAUAAAUCCAAUGUAACAAAAUUGUAUUAUAAUGUAUGUUAUGUAUGUUUCUCCAUCAGUUUAAUAAACCUGAAUGAAAUAAAAUAAAAUAACAUUUAAAUUAGA